Molecule: messenger RNA, 6602 nt
Organism: Linum trigynum
Lineage: Eukaryota; Viridiplantae; Streptophyta; Magnoliopsida; Malpighiales; Linaceae
Source: the annotation of a GenBank genome assembly
AUGUCAAACUAUAAUUGUAUAGUUUGACGGUGUAGGACUGCAACAACAUCUUGAUUAGUUCCUCAUCAGAUGCAACUACCUAAUCCUUUUGUUAAUCUAACAUAUUUAUUUCUUGAAUUCUUAGUUACCAAACAUGUCAAUCUUUCACUCUAUGCUCUCUUUCAAGUAAAUGUCACUGUUAGAAUGCUUAGUUACCAAACAUGUCAAUCUUUCACUCUAUGCUCUCUUUCAAGUAAAUGUCACUGUUAUGCUGAAGUUUUGUCAAAAUGAAAUGUAAAUCCCAAACAAAAAAUUAUAUCGCUCUCAUGGCUUCACUUUGUUGUAAACAAAAGAAAGUCUAUUAAGAUUUUAUUAUAGUAAAAUAGCAACGUUACAAAGCAUUUUCAAGAUUCUAUUAAGAUACAUAAUUAUAUCUUCAGAUUUAGUCCUAUGGGAAGUAAGAUCGACCACAGUUUAAACGAUGAACGUAGGUUAUACAUACUUUAAUUUGCCGAAAAUGUUGUCAUCGAUUGGACAAUCUAUGAUACAGAAAAUUCAACUCCUAAGUUUGCUAAGUUAUAUGUUCAUCAAAGAGAGAACUAGGUUGUAUGUCGACAUCAUUCAAUUAUGACGCGUGAUAAUUUGAAUUCUCUACGUGAAGUUGUUGUCACUAGGUUGAAGGAAAUGUUAGACAAUUUCAAUAUGUCGCCUAACGUUUAGAUAGCUUAUGAAGUUAAAAACUUAUGGCAAAUCUAAGAUAAGAUGGUUCUAAAUAUGAUCUUCCAAGUAGUAAUGAAGUUGCAAUUCUUAUAAUCUGACAUUAUUGUUGAUCCUGCACACACUUAAUUUAUUUGAUUUUGGUGCUAGUUAAAAAUCGAUGCAUUGCAAACUAUACAUGUAAAAUACUACUUUUACGAUGAAGUAUAACUUUUAACCUUGGUAUAUUGUAAUUUAGAUUGUUUAGUCUUUGUGAUAGUUAUUAUAGAAUAAAGUAUAUUACUUUUACGAUGAAGUAUAACUUUUAACCUUUGUUGUUAAAUAUAAGAAAGUAACUGAAAGACGAUCACUAAUAACGGAAAGGUUAAAUACACUUGUAUAUCCAAAACUUUCACGGUUGUGCCAAUAAUAUCCAAAUUUCCCGAAAUACCACUUAUAUCCAAUUCCUUCACAUUCUUUAAUGGUGUUUUUGGAUAUACAAGUGUAUUUAACCAAAAAUAUAUUGGGAAAUGGAUAGAUUUGGCAAAGAACAAAUUUAAAACAUGGAUAUAAGUGGUAUUUCGGGAAAUUUAGAUAUUAUUGGCAUAACCGUGAAAGUUUUGGAUAUACAAGUGUAUUAAACCUAACGGAAAGGAAACACACAGACAAACCAAUUUACGUGGUAUCCCUGGAAUUCAAGAACUAAUCCAAGAAAGAGUUAGGACUCUUCGAGCUCAAAUUCACUAUUCAGAGGUGUCUCUCUUAGCCACCAUUAUUACAGCAAAGAUCUAUAUAAACACCCUCCUAUAGCGGAACCCUAGGAGAGAAACAUGACUCACUCGGCCAAUCCUCUCCAUACAUGGGUUACAUGAGUCAAAAGUAAAGCCCAAUCACGAACAAGUCUCAAGCCCAAAAUAAUAUGUACAAGAAAAUGAAAAACAAGAUACAACUCAUCUAACAUCCUCCACCAAAUUGAUGCAGAGCAGAUAGCAUCAAUUUGCUUGACAAGUACCAAUGACGACUCGAGGGAAAAGCUUUCAUAAGGAUAUCCACAACCUGCUCUUCUGUGCGAAGGUAAUGCAAAGUGAUCUCGCCAUCAUGAACCAAAUUUGUGAUGCAAUGGAUGUGAAUCUCAGUGUGCUUAGUACGAUCAUGUAAGAUAGGAUUAACGGCAAUACGGAUAGAGCUCGUGUUAUCAACAAAAAGUUCCAUAGGAAUCAGACAUACAAUGCCGAAAUUGGCCAAGAGUCGACGAAGCUAGACAAGCUUAGAGGCAACAUCAGACAUGGAGCGAUACUCCUCAGUAGACGAUUUAGAGACGUUGUCUUGCUUCUUGCACCGCCAGGAAAUAAAUGCUACCCCCAUACUGAACACACCAACCAGAAGUAGAACGACGAUUAUCACACAACCAACAAAGUAGGAAUCACAGUAGACACGUAAGCCAACAGGGUCAGAGGAAGGAAAUAACAUACCAACAUCACGAGUUCCCUAAAGAUAGCAAAGAAUAUGAUGAAAUGCAGCAAGAUGAUCAGUACGCAGAUGAUAGACCGUUAAUUACACAUGUUUUCACCCCUGUUCUUACACCGUUUGAGAUGUGGUUUCUCGUGUUUUAGACCGAUUUCACACUAGGUUGUGCUUGUUUGUGAUAUUUCAGGUCCUGGCAAGUGAAUGAAGGUUUAGGAGCGAGUUCGGGGUCGAUUGGACGAAGAUCGGGCGCGAGGCAAGUCACAAAGGAAGUCGCACGGGCACACCCACAACCCACACGGCCGUGCAAGUGACAGUUUGGCCGUGUGGGAUUGUGCGAGAGCAAACACGGGCAGAGCAGAAAAUCCACACGGCCGUGCAAGGUGAGCUGCACGGCCGUGCAAGGUGAGCUGCACGGUCGUGCGACCCUGGCCGUGUAAGAAGCCUGGAAUUCAACUAAGUGAUACGCUGCGUUUUGACUCGCACGGGCAACUGGGUGAGCCACACGGCCAUGCGGCCUGCCCGUGUGAGUCGGGAAUUGCUGGUUAAAACCCGAUUUUCAGCUAAAGGAAAGGGGAGACCUGGGUUUUGGAUCCCAAACACCCAAGGGACGAACCCUAGAGAGAGAGAGCGACUUGGGAACAUUCUUGGAGCUACUUUGGAGGAUUUCUUUGCCAUUGGAGCUCGGGAAUCAAGCUUGGAGAUGGAGAUUUAAGAUCUAGAUCAGAUUUCUGCAGUCUCUCUCUUCUCUAUGGAGUAACUUCCCUUCACUUAGGUUUUGAGGAACCCUAGUUCCAUGAGUUAGGAUCUUUCUUGUAUGAAUUUUUGGAUGCUAUAUUGUUUGAUUAUAAUCGAAUGAUGCAUGUUUAUUGAGUCAAUUGAAGUCUGAUCAACUUUUCCUGAUUUCUGCUGCAACCUGAGAUAGAUAGAAUCUGAUUAGGUUGUUAGAGCCUCAUCAUUCGGUAGUAGGAGAUUGGCUAUACGAGAGUUAGCCAGUUUACUGCUUUGUAAUGGAAUCCAAUUCCAGUAGUGGAGUUCUGUUCUUAUUGCUUCAGCUUUCUAUCCCGGUGAAGACUAGUCGUCUGCCGGAUAGUUAGACUGAGAGGGCUUGGUCAGCUUAAGAGAUUCCAAGCUAUUGUCGGAUCUUUCGCAGUCUAAUCAAUAGUAAAACAACCAAAAGGAAUUACAACUUGGACCUAAUUGAGGAGCUAGGGGAAAUCAUACCUAAGUGAGUUCCCAAACUAUAAUUAGUAGUUUUACUUAGUUUAGUUAGUAGAGUAGUUUAGUUAAUCAAUCCUUAAUCUAGUUUGCUAGAUAAUGAACUGAAGCUGUGUAAUAGUAACUCUAGAGACCCGUGGAUUCGAUAUUUAUUACUUGUGCCACUAUAAUGCAGUCUCUUUCAUUGGUUACACUUGGCCAUUGUUAGGUGUUGUGUCAUAGCGAGUCAAGUUUUUGGCGCCGUUGCCGGGGACUUUCUCGAGUAUUAGGAAAGGCAGAAGUUUGUUACUUUAGCGUUUUUCUUUCUUUUCCACCCUUGCUUUUCACUUGGGUGUUUUUUUUUCGUUUUUGUUGGUGCAGAGCUGAAUCAUGAAUCCUCAUGGCUUCUCCAAUCAUUGGGGGUAUCCACCACCAUCCGAGUGGUAUUACCCCGAGACUCCCUGGAGCAAUCAAGGAGGAGAAGACUAUGGAUUCGGGUUCCAGUACCAACCCCCUUUCUAUGGAGAACAACUAGACCCCUGGGUAUAUCAAGAACAACCUCAUUACCAAGAAGACUUUCUCCCACAACCGGAAGGGCCAUCGGAGUUGGAGUUACCCAUGGCGGCCUUCACGGGCCACUCUGCAGAGCCAUGCUACACUUCACUGGAAGAUCCGAACAAACAAUUAAGGCUUCUCGUGGAGCAGUUUGCUCGAGACACUGAGAAAUCAUGCUCCGAGAUGGAUCUUCAAAUCAAAGCCCUUGCCACUUCCGAUCCCUCAUUUCUCCAUGAUAUGGAGGAGACUGUUCAGCGCUCAGCGAAGCAAAUAGAGUGGGUGAAGCAAGUUUGCUCACAUCUUGCUCAAGAUCACCUUUCUGCUACCACGCUAGAAGAGGUGGAGGAUGACAAAGGCUAUGGGAGCGUUGAGGAGCAUACAGAAGUUAUCACAGAGAACUCCCAUGAUAAUCAUGAUCAGGAAAGUCCUUUGGUUGCAGACCACACCUUUCCUCAUUUAUGCUCUAACAUGUUGGGCCCGUGCGAGGAGAUGCAAGAUGAUCCCAUUGAAGAAAUUGCUUGGCGACUUGCUCUCCAAUCUAUUCUAGAAGAAGAAGAGCGAGCAAGGAUGAGGAAGGAAGUUGUGGAUGAUGAGGAAGAAAGAAAAGAAGAGGUGGUUCUUGAUCUUUUCCCAGGGGAGAGACCACAUUUUGAAGAAGGAAGGGGGGUUGAGGAAGCAAUUGGCGUCCAGGCUGAGGAUGAAGUUGAGGUGGAAGAGGCAUGCACCGGCCAUGAGUUUCAAGUAAUAUCCCCACCAAACUUUGAGGAACUGCUUAGCAAGGACCCAUUUGCAGUGUCUCUUUGCCAGACCAAGGCCACAUCAACAUCGGUCCCUCUUGGUGGACCCGAUGGUGGCCAAUCGAUGCUGUCAUAUCUGGUUUGGGGCAAUGAGACGAGAGAAGAGAAGAAGAGGUCUCGAGGGUGGAGACUUCAUCUGCAUCAAGUACAUGAGCCUUCAUCACCUGCCACACCACAUGCUCGUGACUUGAGACUCCACCUCAUCGACGAGAACCUCAACUUCAAGGAGGUUCUAGCAUGGACCGAAACUUAGGAGCCAUCGUCCGACUCACGACGUGAAAGAAGCGCUUGUUGGGAGGCAACCCAACCAGUCGGUAUGCAUUUCUACCUCUAUUUCUCCUCGGUUGAGUCAGUUUUGCUAUUUGAUUUUAGAGUCAAUAACUCAACCUUUGUGAGAUUUAGUUUGGUGUUGUGUUUUGGCGUGUCAAGUUUUUUGCGCCGUUGUCAAGUUACCAGAUCAAGGGUGAAUAACUCAACCUUUGUGAGAUUUUGUGUGGUGUUUGUGUUCUGAUUACUCUCUCUUUCUGGAAUGCACCGCCUGACCCGUUCAUCAUCAUUCACCCUUGAUCUGGUAACUUCGUUCUACCCUCCUUAUCUUUCCUCCAUUGAGGACAAUGUCGUGCUUAAGUGUGGGGGGAUGUUCGAUUAUGUAUGCGAGUGAAUGUUUGGCUGUUUGUGUGCUUGGAGCCUAGUCCACUGUCCAAAUUUUUAAAUUUGAGGGCUCCAAGUACGUGUUCCUUGCAAUUGCCUGCUCAGUAUGCUUUGAAUUGACAGUCUUUAUAGUAAUAUGCAACCUAGGGAGGUAGUGUAGCACUAUGGAGGAUGUUGAUGCAUUUAAGAAAUCUCAUUUCUUCUUCAUAUUGUGAUGGUUGAUUGAGUGAAUUAGUGAUCUUAGGACCCUUGAAUUGUGUGGUGUUGUGAUCCUUGAAAAAAAAAGAGUAAAGAAAAAAAUAACAGAAAACAAGCAAAACAGAAAGAAAAGGGGUUCCAACCAUCUUCAAAGAAAAUAGAGCACCUUGAAAAAUGUGAGUCCAUGAUCCUUUGUUUUUGAGAAUCUCUUCAUCCACAAUUCAUUUGUCCUCUAUUCACUAUUUGCCAUGAUGCCGACUCGAUACUAGUGCUCUCGCCGAAGAAGCUAUGAGAUGACUUGUGCGUCGGUUGACCUCGUAAGCUGCUAAAUGAUCUAGGAAGUCCUCUACCUACGAUCUGGGGUGUUUGUUGCUAUAGAGGUCUGGAGAGUUUCAUUGGUUUGAGUUAGGUUUGCUUGGGGACAAGCAAACGGUUAAGUGUGGGGGAGUUUGAUAGACCGUUAACUACACAUGUUUUCACCCCCCCUGUUCUUACACCGUUUGAGAUGUGGUUUCUCGUGUUUUAGACCGAUUUCACGCUAGGUUGUGCUUGUUUGUGAUAUUUCAGGUCCUGGCAAGUGAAUGAAGGUUUAGGAGCGAGUUGGGGUCGAUUGGGCGAAGAUCGGGCGCUAGGCAAGUCACAAAGGAAGUCGCACGGGCACACCCACAACCCACACGGCCGUGCAAGUGACAGUUUGGCCGUGUGGGAUUGUGCGAGAGCAAACACGGGCAGAGCAGAAAAUCCACAUGGCCGUGCAAGGUGAGCUGCACGGCCGUGCGACCCUGGCCGUGUAAGAAGCCUGGAAUUCAACUAAGUGAUACGCUGCGUUUUGACUCGCACGGGCAACUGGGUGAGCCACAUGGCCGUGCGGCCUGCCCGUGUGAGUCGGGAAUUGCUGGUUAAAACCCGUUUUUCAGCUAAAGGAAAGGGGAGAGCUGGGUUUUGGAUCCCAAACACCCAAGGGACGAACCCUAGAGAGAGAGAGAGCGACUUGGGAACAUUCUUGGAGCUACUUUGGAGGAUUUCUUUGCCACUGGAGCUCGGGAAUCAAGCUUGGAGAUGGAG